AUGAAGGUUGAGUCAGCCGAUGCGACCCGCAGGCGGAGGAGUGAACAUGCGGCAGAUCCCGUGGAUGGUCUUUCCGAUGAUCAAUGUGAUUCCGUGCACGAUGGAGCGUGGAGAUGCGCUCGGAAAGUGCUUUCCCGGAUCAAGCUGUUGGCUGUCAGACGAAGAUUUUGUUUGCCCGUCCUCUUCUUGGCAGCUGUGCUCGUCAAUGUGCUGCUGAUGAUCUUCUGGCUCCCUCACAAGUUCGAGUUCUUGGUUCUGUCGGACAGGAGCGGCGAGGAUACAUCUUUCAGGAGGUACACUGGAUAUCGCAUGGCUGACAUGCUCACCAAGGGAUCGGUGCGAUGGGGCUUGGGCGGCGAGCAGUUCUACUUCCGUUGGUUUCCCCGAAGUAUCGUGGCUGAAUACAUGCGCCGCACCUGGCAGAUGGAGAACUGGCCCGUGCUGAGUGAGAUUGUCGAUGAACGCUGGAGAGGCGAUAUUGAACGGUCCAACGCUCUUCUGGUGCACCUGCGUCUUGGAGACGUCUUGGAGCGGCAGUAUAUGCUGUUCCGGCAUUAUGUUAUCAACGAAAGCUUCUACGAGGCCUACCAGGCUCCCGGUGAGGCCCAGGUGAUCCUUUUUGGCAACCCGUGGCACCAAGUGGCCACAGAUGUGGUUCCAGAGCAGAGCUUGAAGUAUGCGCAUCGAGUUGAAAGUAUCUUCCGGCGAAAAGGGCUGGCCACCGCACUGCACCUCUCGGACUUCAAUGCCAGCAAUCCUGAGGAGACGGCGGAGGAAGCUGACAAGCACCUGCAAUUGGCGCUGAGUGGGUCUCGACUGCUGAUAUCAGGCGGUGGCUUUGGGCGUCUGCUCAAGCGACUGGCGCAGUACCGGGGUCUCCCCGUCGAUGAUCCCGUGAACAACGCCGAGGGCUCUAUUGCAUCCAGCGAUGUGAAGGCGCAGGUGCGCAACUGGAUCCAGAAAUGGAUUUGGACACGGCAACGGUAG
Symbiodinium necroappetens is the source of this 987-nucleotide messenger RNA. The record is from the annotation of a GenBank genome assembly. NCBI's taxonomy places the organism in Eukaryota, Dinophyceae, Suessiales, Symbiodiniaceae.